AUAGCUAACCAAUUAUGCACAAGUUUGAUGGGCAAGAAAUAUUUAAUUUUCUUGGAUGAUGUAUGGACCACUGUUGCAUGGGAUGCCAUCAAAAGAUAUUUUCCAGAGAAUUUUAAUGGAAGCCGGAUCUUAGUAACUACUCGGUUCAAAAAGGUGGCUAAGUACUUAAGUGCAGAUCCCUACUAUGUGAAGCAUCAAACUUUAGACGAUCAUUGGGAAUUAUUUUCAAGGAAAGUGUUCGGGCAAAGCCAUUGUGUUUCCCGUGAAUAUGAGAAAAUUGGGAAACGCAUUGUUUGUGGUUGUGGUGGAUUACCCCUAGCAGUUGUUUUAAUUUCUGGACUUUUGAUGACAGCAAAUGGGUCUCUAGAAAUAUGGAGAGAUGUUGCCCGAACUUUGGAUGGAGUUGGCAUAUAUGAUGACAGAAUUUCAAAAAUAGUUUCAUUAAGCUACAAGUACUUACCUAGUCACUUGAAGGCUUGCUUUUAUUAUUUUGGUGUGUUUCCCGAAGAUAGUGAGAUUCCUGUUAAGAAAUUAAUCAACUUAUGGGUUGCGGAGGGAUUUAUAAAGCAACAUAACAAUAUGAGUUUGGAAGAAGUGGGAGAGAGUUAUUUGCAUGAUCUCAUUAAUAGAAGUCUAGUUCAAACUAAUGAUCUAAGUAUUGACGGCAAAGUUAAAUCAUGUAACAUUCAUGAUCUAGUGCACGAGGUUUGUGUGAGAGAAGCAAUUGAUGGGAAUACAUUGUGGAUUAUCAAAGACUACUAUGCUCCAAAGGCUAGUCAUUGGUUAAGCUGUCAAACAAGUCAUUGGCCAAUCACUCGAGCGAGUUAUGAGAAUUGUGGUCCUGAUGAAAUCCAUUCUGUUCUCUGCUUUGGUAAAGAUGUAUACCAUUCAAAAUGCAGGUUGGUAUACCCAUGUUUGAAAUUGCUAAGAGUAUUGGAUUUAUCAUUAGUUAAAUGCUCACAAGGCAUGCCUCUUGAAAUAACAGACUUGGUUUAUUUGAGAUACUUGGCUUUAAGUACCAUUUGUUCUCUUUACAAGUUUCAAUUUUUGAAGCAUAAGAAUUUAGUAACUCUCAUAGUUACUUCAUGGAUGGAAAAAUGCCCUUUGCAACUGCCAUGUGAUAUUUUGGAUUUGCCACAAUUGAGGCAUUUGCAUGUUGACAAGAGAUGUUCACAAUAUCUCCCUUGCUUAGUCAAAAAAGAUCUACAAACUCUUUAUUGGUUGAAAGUUGCUAGCUCCGACAAAAAACCAAACUUCAGAUUUGUUCCAAACCUUAAGGAACUUGGGAUUUACAUUGAAAGCCAACUAGCGCCUAGCUAUCUAGAGAGCCUUGUGCAUUUACAUCUACUUGAGAAGUUGAAGUUUGAAGUAGGAAGAGUUGAGUGCUUUUAUCUACCAAUAGGUUUGCCACCAAACCUUAAGAAGUUGACACUUCGGUAUACUUAUCUUCCAUGGAAGGAGAUGGACACAAUUGGCAAGUUGCCGCACCUUGAGGUGCUUAAACUAAAAGAUUUCGCGUGUUGUGGUUCAAAGUGGGAACGACAGAUUGUCUACUUCAUGUUCGCGAAGUUAGAACCAAGGUUGAAUUACCAAAUAAUGAAAGCUUUGAAGAAGAAAUUGUAGUAAACUCUGAAGAAGAAAAUGUGGAAAGUGUCAAAAGCUCUGAAGAAAAAUGUGUGAAAAGCUUUGAAGAAGAAAGUGUGAAAAGCUUUGAAGAAAUUGUAGAAAGCUCUGAAGAAGAAUGUUUGAAAAUUUCUAAAGAAGA
This is a messenger RNA of Ipomoea triloba (trilobed morning glory), 1765 nucleotides long. Its product is annotated as putative late blight resistance protein homolog R1B-14. The coding region runs from base 28 to 1623 and encodes 531 amino acids. The transcript has 3 exons. Gene Ontology annotation, molecular function: ADP binding. The record is from RefSeq and is a predicted model, not a curated record. Gene Ontology annotation, biological process: defense response to other organism. NCBI's taxonomy places the organism in Eukaryota, Viridiplantae, Streptophyta, Magnoliopsida, Solanales, Convolvulaceae.